GAUGCACCAACGCGUGCUUUCUUUCUUUUGUCGCACGCCACCAUCAGAUAUAACUACGUAUAAUGGAAACAGCCAAAUAAAAGAACCCUCGAGAUAAUUGGUUCCACAGUUGGUGCAGUCAUAACCUCCUAUCGACCAAUUGGUUCAUCCACCGGGUUGACCGACCAGCUCGAUUAUUGAUAGAGAGACAAUACCACCUCAACCAACCCCAAUCUGAGUCUCAUACACACUUCUUACCUCCGCCAAGACCGCUUUGAGCUUCUUCAAGAAGAAGGAGGGUGCAACCGCAAGCAUGCCUGCAACACGCUCCGUGCGAUCGUUCGCGGCCUCGCACCAAGGACAUGGACACGUGCAUGGCGGCAACGGGCCACCGUCACCGACGCUAACCGCGACGACGCGCGCCUCGCUAGACUUUCCCUACCGGCCCGCUGUCCUCGUCACACGCGCAGACUUGCGCGCAUCGGUUCAAGCCUACGAGCGCGUCCUGGGCGCCUGCAAAGCGUAUACCAACUCGAUGCUCGUCCUCUCACACGCCAGCGCCGACCUGGCCUCUGCGCUCCAAGAAUGCAGCAAGGUCAAAGGCGCUCACGAGCAGGCGGACAAGCUGCAAGCGUGCGGGGGACUUCACUUCCUCAUAAGCAAUUACAGCCAGGUCCUCGCCGAUAGCUUUUGGAAAGACUUCCAGAUCCCGCUGUUGGAAAGCUUUGAUGCGUACAGGCAGGCUUGCAAUGAGCGGCAGCUGCUACAUGAAAAGCAAAUUCUCGAGAAAUCACGUAUGCUUAAAGAGACAGAGGCAAGGAACAUGAAACUCGGAUCCAAAGGCGGACGAGGAAAGGGUGCCGAAGGUGGGCGUGACCUCAACAGCUUCCGCAGAGCGCUCGCAGAGCUGCAAAGACAGGUGGACGAGCUGGACGAGCUCAAGGCAGACUACUACAAUGAAGUGCUAGAGUCCGAGCAAGAGAUGUGGGAGUUCAUCCAAUCAAAAGUCACGCACCUCGUCCGGUCGCAACUAGAGAUCUACGAUCGAAUCUCCUCUAAGGGCCUGUCCGACCCCGUCCUCGAGCCUCUACUUGCCAGCAUCCCGGAUCCAUUCGACUCGUACGGUCCACCCAAAUCGGAAGACCAGAUUUUUAGCAUCUUGCCUCCCACCAGUUUGCUCGGCGCCAGUGCAAGUGGGUCUGGGGGCGCUGGCGGGAGCCAUACAGGGAGUGGGGCGGUGACGCCAGCGAGGCUUGUAGGAGCAGGAGGACCUCCUGAGGAAGAGCUUGGUAUCUCCAAGGAUGGGUCGGCAGCGCGUGACGAUGUAGCAGACCCGGCAGGAGCAGAGCCUUCCACUCUAGCAAAUGGGGUGAAUGGCACCGCUUUACAUUCUUCACCAACUUCGACAGUGGCAGCAGCAGGGCCAGAUACAAAUGCAGGUACAUCAGGAGAGAGCGUCAAGCGGAGCAACUCUCUCUUCGGCACGCUGCGCUAUGAGGACGGGCGGCGCAAGGGCGACGGGUCCGGCGAGAACGACGACGAGGAAGAUGAUGGAUUCCUCGCCUCAUCCACUUCUUCUACCUCUCGCAAAUCCAGUAGCAAUGGCAACAGCGGUACAUGCGCGAGCAAUGGAACGACUAACGAGCCAGCUCCGGCAGCGCAGCGGGAGCGCAACAAACACCCGCUCAGCAUCAUUCAGGAGGACGCCCCCGCCAGCGCUGUUGUAUCAGCAAUAUUGCCUUCAGCACCAGCAGCGCUUGCACCCGACAAGGAAUGCCACUCGAAAACUGCCUCUGCUGGAUCUGCAGCUGCUGCAGCGUCUGCAGUGGAUAAGGAGAAGCACACUAAAGUCCAGGAAACGACGGAGGAAGGAGAUGACGAGGGAAAGGAGGAGGGAAAGGAGGAGGGAAAUGAGGAGGGAAAUGAGGAGCCAGUAGUAGCUGCAACUGCGUCGGCAGAUACGAGCACUAGCGAGCAGCAAGGCGACGCCGAUCUUGAGUAGCAUCGAGACGACCUUCAGAAGGCAAUCGACCCUUUACCCUUCCCUCCGGUCAUACUUCAUGGACCGCAAACGCGCGAGCAGCACUCGCUUGAAGACAGCAGCAGCAGCCUUGACGCCUCGUGCCAAGCACUACGGUUGAUGUCGAUACAACCUUACUCACGAUCACGUGUGCAAUAAUGACAACGACACAGCGACAUUCUGGAUCGCCUCCCGACAUACGCCAAUGACUGACUCGCAAAGAGCGAUACCCAUGACAUUUCCCCUUGCUGUCUCGCUUGCCUGAUCAGUGCAAGCCACUGCUGUACUUAUACGCUUCAAAAUCCACCGUACCUAAUCUCAAUCUGC
Molecule: messenger RNA, 2326 nt
Organism: Tilletiaria anomala UBC 951
Lineage: Eukaryota; Fungi; Basidiomycota; Exobasidiomycetes; Georgefischeriales; Tilletiariaceae
Exons: 2
Coding region: 293-1981 (562 amino acids)
Biological process (GO): vacuole fusion, non-autophagic
Cellular component (GO): fungal-type vacuole membrane
Molecular function (GO): phospholipid binding
Source: RefSeq, a predicted model, not a curated record